CCUAGGUGAACACAGCAUCAGUCAUCACAUCACUGGGAUAACUACAGCUUAUUGUUUGGUGUUGAUAUUGCACUGGAGUAAUUCAUUACCAAACGCCUAUUAAGCCGAUUUUACGGAUUCUUUGUAGGCUAGCCUACCUUUAGCUUCUUUGAAAAAAAAAAAUCAUCGUGGAAAAUGACUGAAACGGAGGGAGAAAAUACCAAACACAGAAAUGGAGAUGCGGCUACGGAUUCAUGGCCAAGGGAUGAUGUGUUCGACGACACUUAUAAAGAAAAAGAUGGUCCAAAGCCUCCAAGGACAAUCGUGUGGAAAAACGUCAUUUUGAUGUCUUUAUUGCAUAUAGGCUCUCUUUAUGCGUUGUUACUCAUUCCAUCCGCUGCUUCUAUGACCUUGGCGUGGUCUGUUUUGUGCUUUUUGGUAAGUGCUUUGGGAGUAACUGCAGGAGCACAUAGACUCUGGAGUCAUCGGUCCUACAAAGCCUCAUUACCUCUGAAGAUAUUUCUUGCCACUGCGAACUCUAUGGCCUUCCAGAAUGAUAUUUUUGAGUGGGCCCGGGAUCACAGAGUCCACCAUAAAUACUCAGAGACGGACGCCGACCCCCAUAAUGCCCUGCGGGGAUUCUUCUUCGCCCACAUUGGCUGGCUCCUGGUGCGAAAGCACCCUGACGUCAUCGAGAAGGGACGCAAGCUGGAGCUCAGCGACCUAAAGGCUGACAAAGUGGUCAUGUUUCAGAGGAAGUACUACAAGCUCUCAGUACUCCUGAUGUGCUUCUUUGUGCCAAUGUUCGUGCCUUGGUACUUUUGGGGCGAGACUUUGUGGAUUGCCUACUUCGUCCCCGCGCUGUUGAGGUACACCAUGGUGCUCAACGCCACCUGGCUGGUCAACAGUGCUGCUCAUAUGUGGGGGAACCGGCCCUAUGACUCCAAAAUCAACCCCAGAGAGAACCGAUGGGUCACCUUCAGCGCAAUAGGUGAAGGAUUCCACAACUAUCAUCACACUUUUCCUUAUGACUAUGCAACAAGCGAGUUCGGCUGCAGGUUAAACCUCACAACCUGUUUCAUUGACUCGAUGUGUUUCCUGGGCCUGGCAAAAGACUGCAAGCGAGUUGCCCGUGAGCUGGUCGAAGCACGUGCCAAACGUACUGGUGAUGGAAGCGUUCGGAGUGGCUGAAAGGCUAAAUGCAUCCGGUCCAGGGCCUACCACUGGGGCUUGGCUAACAAAGCUAGGUUGCUCAAACUUCAGAUACAUCUACAGACAAAGGCCAUCAGAGUAUAAGGUGCAUAUCUUUAUACAUUGUAGUCACACCUCGAAAAAACCUGUGAACCGGAGGUGAAGUCAGUUGUGCCCAUAGCUUUAAUUUUUUUUCCCCCUGUUGGAAUUAUGAGAAGUAGGCUAAUGUUAUUUGGUAUUAUAAUAUUUUUUUUUGGUCAUUCACUUUCACAUUCAUAAACUAUAUUAAUCAAAUUAUACAUGAGGUUUUUUUUUUUUUUUUUUUGUGCACUGAAAAACUGCCUUUUGGUCACUUCAUUGCUGCAUUUCAUAGUGUUUACAGUAGGGAUGGAGCAGCUUGCUGAUAGGACGGUAAACCUGAUAAGGAACUCUGUAAUAUUGUAUGCUGCGCCAGUAUAUGAUCACAACAAAACAAACCUGCAAAUCUGCAGACAUCUGGAGGAAAAUUAAUUUGUCAUGUUUGUGUGCUGUUACACAGGCAAACCGUAAACCAUGUAACAGCCUGUGUUAUUGGACAGGUUCAUAGUAACCCCUAGUUUACAAGACACAAGGUCGUUUUGGUGCUCACAUCUUAAAAAUGGGAUCUGGCUACAUUUUCCAAAAUGAAUGGUUUGAAUUCAGUCGUUACACAGCUGAAUGAUUCCAAGGAUACGCCAGUCAGAUUUCACUCUCCAUAAAAAUCAUAAUUUAUCCAUUUAUUACUAUAUUCUGCAUUCCUGCAAUGUGAUAAGUGUGUUUUGUCAUUUGCAGAAAUGCAUUUAGAAUACAAGAAUGUGGUGUAAGCCCAUUGUCAUGAAUGAUUCAAUGGAAAGAGGACAAUAGGAAGUCCCUCGAAAACAGCUUGCUGCUCAAGACAAUUUUUACUAAACGUUAGACAUGUUGAAAGUGUAACUCUUGGAUUCAAACACUGCCAUUGAGUAGAUGGCUAUUCUAUGUCAUUUGCCACUGUCAGCUGAGGACCUUAAAACCUUCAAGGUGCUCAUGACCGUUCCUGUCAUACGCCACUGUCCCGUUUUCUAUUUCAGGCCACAUGAAGAGUCACGUUAUUUGGCUAAAAUUUGGUUAGAACUGAUGUUUUCAACUUGAUUUUAAGAUGCAAUGGCAAGAAUUCCUAACAUUUGCCCCCUCCCCCUUUCUUUUUUGUGUUAUACAUAUUUAUCAGCUUCUUUGCAGUAUGGCUAAUUGUACAUCAAAUUUGGUCAAAGCAUGGAAAUGUGUUGGCAAGAUCUUUUCCAUCUUCAGUGAAUAUGCUAGUGCUAUCAUCUGUGUAAGUCCAGAUACAGACUGACUUGGUUUCCACAAUGCCAGAUUAGUUAGUGCUUUGGAUUGUACAGAGAAGUGGUCUCCAUUUAUUAAGUUAUCCUUCGUUUUCAGAGGUGUUUUGGUGUUGGCCUCACAAAUUAAAUGUAAUGUAGUUACCUAAGACCAUUUGUACUGCAUGCUACAAACUACUAGAAGCUUGGAGAAAAAAUUGUGAUGUUUCUUUUUCUUUCUUAUGGCAAUAUGUUUUUCCACCAUUUUUUUUUUACAUGGCCAAAGUGACUGAAAUGUCUGAAAUUUACUAUAUUUUUUGUUUGGGGUUCUCUUGUUUAUUUUUCCAGAAAUGUCUUUUUUUUCUGUAUUUGCAAUUGUUGUUUCUCGUAACUAUGAUAAGACAAAAGAGAAGGUUAAUUAGCAAAUGAGACAUUGGUGCGGAUGAACCUUUGUGCUGUUUGUAGAUGUUCUAUAUGAAUUAACUGAGUCAGGAAUCUGCCCACUGCCUUAUGCCCUGCAUCCAUUCCCUGGUCACCUCUAAUUCAUGUUGAGGAGAUGCAGAGUCAAAAGGCAACCCUUCACGUGAACCUGCGGCCCCUUGGUGAUUAUUGUAUUGGCUAUUAUUGACACAUGUAAUUCUGUAUGCCCUGUUAGAGCUGCCGGCCUUCAACACAAUCUGUGUGCUAGGAGUUCGCGAAGAGAACUAGAAACUGGGAAGCUGAUUGUACUCUGCUCUUGUAAAAAAGUGAUGGGUUCAUAUGCAGAGAGCCAAAAAAUGCCAGCCCCUCCAUGUGUCCAUUUGGAAGUUCCCUUAAUUCAGUCCAAUUUAGCCAUGCUUUGGGAGAAUAUAAGGCUAGAAUGUUCCCUCUUUACCAGUACUUGUGUACUGAAGAAAAGUCCAAAUGAAGACAUAUUUAAAAAAAAAAGUUUGAAUUCAAAUGUGUAAUUAAAUUGAUUACUGUUUCUCUAA
Alosa alosa (allis shad) is the source of this 3454-nucleotide messenger RNA. RefSeq names its product stearoyl-CoA desaturase (delta-9-desaturase) (gene scd). The record is from RefSeq and is a predicted model, not a curated record. The transcript is spliced from 7 exons. The coding region runs from base 175 to 1170 and encodes 331 amino acids. Gene Ontology annotation, molecular function: stearoyl-CoA 9-desaturase activity; iron ion binding; palmitoyl-CoA 9-desaturase activity. Lineage: Eukaryota; Metazoa; Chordata; Actinopteri; Clupeiformes; Clupeidae. Gene Ontology annotation, biological process: unsaturated fatty acid biosynthetic process; response to fatty acid. Gene Ontology annotation, cellular component: endoplasmic reticulum membrane.